UUAGUUCAAAGGCCUAUAUAUAUACACUUGUGAGUAGCUUUAACCAAAGCAAGCCCAUACCAUUUACAGCUCUUUGUGGAGUGGGAUUCGCGCUUUUCCUGAAGCAUCAAUGGCUGUUUUCUUGGUGAUUCUUGGGGUUAUUCUGUUUUUGCUCUGUUUCUCCUCUGCUUUGUUGAAAUGGAAUGAAGUUAGAUACAGGAAGAAAGGUUUGCCUCCUGGUACUAUGGGUUGGCCAGUUUUUGGAGAGACUACUGAGUUUUUAAAGCAAGGUCCAAACUUCAUGAAAAACCAAAGAGCAAGGUAUGGCAGUUUAUUCAAAUCCCAUAUUCUUGGGUGCCCUACAAUUGUUUCCAUGGAUCCGGAGCUGAAUAGAUACAUUUUGAUGAAUGAAGCUAAAGGGCUUGUUCCUGGUUACCCUCAAUCCAUGCUUGAUAUCUUAGGCAAAUGCAAUAUUGCAGCAGUUCAUGGCUCCACUCACAAGUACAUGAGAGGAGCUGUCCUUGGCCUCAUUAGCCCUAGCAUGAUUAGAGAACAUCUUUUGCCUAAAAUUGAUCAAUUUAUGAGAACCCAUCUCAGCAAUUGGGAUAACAAAAUUAUUGAUAUUCAACACAAAACCAAAGAGAUGGCACUUCUUUCCUCACUUAAACAAAUUGCAGGCUCUGAUUCUAGUUCCAUAAAUCAAGCCUUUAUGCCUGAAUUCUUCAAGCUAGUUUUAGGCACUCUCUCAUUGCCAAUUGAUCUUCCUGGAACUAAUUAUCGUCGCGGUUUUCAGGCUAGGAAAAAUAUUGUGACCUUGUUGAGACAACUGAUAGAAGAGAGAAGGUUAUCCAAAGAAAGUCACAAGGACAUGCUUGGUUGCCUUAUGAAAAGUGAAGAAAAUAGAUAUAAAUUAACUGAUGAAGAAAUAAUUGAUCAAAUAAUCACCAUUUUGUACUCUGGUUACGAAACGGUUUCGACUACUUCAAUGAUGGCUGUCAAGUAUUUACAUGAUCAUCCUGCAGUUCUUCAAGAACUUAGAAACGAGCAUUUAGCAAUUAGAGAAAGGAAAAAACCUGAGGAUCCAAUAGACUUAAACGACCUUAAAUCUAUGCGUUUUACUCGGGCGGUGAUUUUUGAAACCUCAAGAUUGGCUACAAUUGUUAAUGGGGUUUUGAGGAAGACAACUGAGGAAAUGGAACUAAAUGGAUUUGUGAUUCCAAAAGGAUGGAGAAUCUAUGUUUAUACUAGGGAAAUAAAUUAUGAUCCCUAUUUAUAUUCAGAUCCAUUAUCCUUCAAUCCAUGGAGAUGGAUGGAUAAGAGCUUGGAGUCUCAAAACUAUCUUUUCAUUUUUGGAGGAGGGACUAGGCAGUGUCCAGGGAAGGAGCUAGGAAUAGCAGAGAUUUCUACUUUCCUUCACUAUUUUGUAACUAGAUACAGAUGGGAAGAAGUUGGGGGAGACAACCUAAUGAAAUUUCCAAGAGUUGAAGCACCAAAUGGGUUACACAUUAGGGUUUCAUCUUACUAAACUAACCUAUGAAUGUACAUAAAAUAUAGCUUUAGCAUAUCAAAAGGGUUAAGGAUGUACAAUGAUCUUCUAACAGAUUAGAAAGUGAGUGGCAAUUUAACAUUUCCAAUUUUUGGCUUUU
Molecule: messenger RNA, 1625 nt
Organism: Jatropha curcas
Lineage: Eukaryota; Viridiplantae; Streptophyta; Magnoliopsida; Malpighiales; Euphorbiaceae
Product: cytochrome P450 85A
Biological process (GO): sterol metabolic process; brassinosteroid homeostasis; multicellular organism development
Molecular function (GO): monooxygenase activity; iron ion binding; oxidoreductase activity, acting on paired donors, with incorporation or reduction of molecular oxygen
Source: RefSeq, a predicted model, not a curated record